Molecule: messenger RNA, 1061 nt
Organism: Emys orbicularis (European pond turtle)
Lineage: Eukaryota; Metazoa; Chordata; Testudines; Emydidae
Gene: MRPL24
Product: mitochondrial ribosomal protein L24
Exons: 6
Coding region: 164-697 (177 amino acids)
Biological process (GO): translation
Cellular component (GO): mitochondrion; ribosome
Molecular function (GO): structural constituent of ribosome; RNA binding
Source: RefSeq, a predicted model, not a curated record
GACUACCAGUCCCAGCGUGCAGUGCUCCUUGUCCUCUGAAGACUCAUGUGCAUGGUGUAUUGCAACUGCAAACUGCUGCUGGAGGGGCCUGGGAGCAGCAGAAUACCAAGGCCUGGCCUUGGCUGGAUCUGCUGACCCGUGACCACCCUCGCCGAGCGGGACCAUGCGUCUGACCGCCUUGCUUGCCAUGGCGGCUAGGAUGAAGCUGCCCCCGGACUAUCGCCACGGCAUCUACCGGCCCUGGACGGCCAUGGCCAAGGCCAACAACCCCCCCGGGCGGAGACGCAAGAAGGUGUUUGUGGAGCCCAUCAGCAAGGAGGACUGGAAAGUGUUCCGUGGGGACACGGUGGAGAUAUUAAUCGGGAAGGAUGCUGGGAAGCAAGGAAUGGUGAACCAGGUCAUCCGAGCUCGCAACUGGGUCUUUGUGCAAGGUUUGAAUACGCAUUACCACUACAUGGGGAAAACCGCCGAUUUCCCGGGGAUGUACAUCGCCAGCGAGGCACCCUUGCUGCUCCGACAGAUUGCCCUGGUCGACCCUACGGACAGGAAGCCCACCGAGGUGGAGUGGCGCUACACCGACGAGGGUGAGCGAGUGAGGGUGUCUCUGCGAACCGGCAGGAUCAUCCCUGCACCCGUCCACCAGCGCCGGGACGGCAUCAUCCCAGAGCAGUGGAAAGGUGAGCGGAGAUGGGCCUGAUUCUCCCCUGCCCAGCAUGUCGUGUCAUCGCUGAUACCAGCAUGGACCCGAUCAGAAUGGCGGCAACCCCCCCGUCCCCCCGGAUCUGCACGUCAAGCAGAGCUCGCCCUGGGCAUGAUGUGGCCCGGUCCAAUUCCCCUGAGACGUGAGCCGGACUAGAAUUCGGCUACCCCUGGAGCUGGGCUGGCCCUGCAGGGCUACAUUCGAGCUCCCUCCCACACAGCUGGGCUGGGCUGGCCCCGUGGGAGCAAACCCCCUUCUUCCCCACAGCCGUCUCUGCUGUGCAGAUCUGCGACGGAAGGGGCGCUGUUCUCCGCAGCGUCCUGGAGACAGUGCCGAGAUCGAGGUUGUAACAUUCUCCCCC